Messenger RNA from Anastrepha obliqua, 4205 nucleotides. Its product is annotated as adenosine deaminase 2-A-like. The transcript has 4 exons. The record is from RefSeq and is a predicted model, not a curated record. Bases 533 to 2179 code for a protein of 548 amino acids. Gene Ontology annotation, molecular function: adenosine deaminase activity. Lineage: Eukaryota; Metazoa; Arthropoda; Insecta; Diptera; Tephritidae. Gene Ontology annotation, biological process: adenosine catabolic process; inosine biosynthetic process.
CUGCUAAAUUCUGUGUAUGAGAGAGUGAUUUUUUCAAUCGCAUCGCCGCUAGACUGUUCUUUUUCAAGGAAGGAAAUAUUAUUAUGUACGUACCUACGAUUUUGUGUUAUAUCGAACAAAGGCGAUAAAAACAUAACAAUUGAACCGUUCGGUAGUGCGUGCCACGGCAAUGAAAGCACACAAAUUAAUGUUUAGAAAAUCGUAAAAAAGCUAAACUAAAUUAAAUACCAUUAAUCAACUAUUUUAAGUGAAUUUGUUGUGGUAAAAAAUAAUAUGAAUUAUUGAAAAGCGGCAGUGCGAAAUUCUACAGAAAAGCAAACGCUUUGCCGCGCUGAUAAAUUAAUGAAAAUUUUCUUAACACUAAAUAAAUGGAAUUGAUGAUUAUCGUAGCACCUGAGCAACACUAACUACAUUCUCAGUUUGCAUUCGAUUGGCAUUCAAACCGGGCGCUAAAGUUAUAAAUAGCGGCAAGUUUCUCAACAAAGCCAAAUUUUUCGAGUUUUAAGCGUUUCGUUCAACAUUGACUGACCAGAUGUCUCGCUGUGCGCGCCUUGCUUAUGUCGCGUGUUUAUUUUGUGUUCUUUUCACGCGCACUUACUCACGCAGCCAGUUGGCCGCUUCACAUUUGGCUGCAUAUGUCCCCUAUCGUCAAGAUGGCAGUAGUAUACGUAACAAUCGUCCCACACCAGAAGCUUACGAUACCGAACGUUCACAGUUUUUCCGCUAUGAGGAGUCCAAGGGAGUGGGAGCUGAAAUUGAGUUGAACGAUCGUGAGUUGCUUGCUAAUCAAAUCAUUAUGGCAGCAAAAACAUACGAGUAUGAAGAGGGUCUGGCUACGCCGCAUCUGUUCAAACCCUCGAAACAUUUCUUUAGCGUCUUGGAAGAAAUCAGUAAGACACCGCUAUUCACCUACCUUCAAGCGAUGCCAAAAGGCGGUGUGUUGCAUGCUCACGAUACCGCUUUGUGCAGUACGGAUUUUUUGAUUGAAUUGACUUAUCGUGAGAAUUUGUGGAUCUGUGAACGUAGUGGGGCCUUGGAAGCGGUGUCAAUGAUUUUUGCCAAUGAAAAGCCAACGCUUACCCUUGAAAGCGCGAAUUGCACAUGGACGCUGUUGGAAGAAAUGCGGGACAGAAAAGGUGCGUCAGCGGUGGAUGAUUAUUUGCGGGAACGUUUCACUUUGUAUCCGAAAGAGAAGUUUUUAGAUAAUAACGAGGCUUGGGAGAAUUUUAUGGAGAUCUUUUCGCUGUUGGAAGGAUUGGUGACGUACGCACCUGUGUGGGCGGACUACUACUACAAUGCGUUGAAGGAAUUUCGUGCUGAUGGCGUGCAGUAUUUGGAGUUUCGCAGCACACUGCCGAAGUUAUAUGACUUGGAGGGCAAAAAUUAUACCGAGUUGGACACUGUGCGCAUUUACAAGGAGACCUUGGACAAGUUUAUGCAAGAUUAUCCAGACUUCAUUGGCUCAAAAAUUAUAUAUGCGCCCUUACGCAUAGUAAGUCCAACAACAGUUGAAGAAUAUAUACGUAUUUGCAUUGAAAUAAAGGCCAAGUAUCCGGACUUCCUUGCUGGCUUCGAUUUGGUUGGACAAGAAGAACUCGGACGGCCGUUAAAAGAUUUCAUUCCACAAUUACUAAGUAUGCCUGAUGAUAUCGAUUUUUAUUUUCAUGCCGGUGAGACGAAUUGGUACGGUUCAGACGUUGAUGAAAAUUUAAUUGACGCUGUGUUGCUCGGCACGAAGCGUAUUGGUCAUGGCUUUGCGCUCACCAAACAUCCACUCGUUCUGCAGGCGCUGAAGGAACGCAACAUUCCCGUCGAGAUCAAUCCCAUUUCGAAUCAAGUCUUACAACUUGUCUCAGACUAUCGUAAUCAUCCAUGCUCUCAUUUGUUCGCCAGCAAUUACACGGUGGUUAUCUCAUCAGACGAUCCAUCAUUUUGGCGUGCCACACCACUCUCACACGAUUUCUAUAUUGCCUUUUUGGGUAUCGCUUCGGCGCAUGCCGAUCUGCGUUUGCUAAAGAAAUUGGCGAUCAAUUCGCUGGCUUAUAGUGCAUUGAGUGAACAACAAAUACAACUGGCGUUACAAAAGUGGCAAGUAAAAUGGGAUGCAUUUAUUGAGCACAUAAUUGACGGUGAUACAGAUGGCGCUGGAAGUCGUCUGCAGACGAAUCGGAUCGAUUGACUAGCACGGGUGGUGGCGGCGUUUAUAUUGUUGCGUUUGGUAUGUUGCUAGGCGGUGCGCCUUGAUGUCGCAUGACUAAAGUAACAAUAGCGCCAGUCGGUUCAAAGAAACAUAAAAGUUUCAUUUUUACAAGACAAAACUGAGAGCCAGAUAAACAUAACAGUGCAGAUAUUAGCUAAAUUUAUUGACGGAGUUAGUUAAAUCAUUGACGAAAAUCAAAUAGAUUAAUUUAUGUUCUAAGAUCAUAGGUAUUAUAGUGAUAAUUAUAAGAGUGACAUUCCUAUUUACCAUAAAUCUGUAUGAUACUCUGCACUAUAAUAUAAUGAAUAGAACGGUUCUUAGGUUCUUGUAUGGUUGGUAUUUGCUAUCGACAGAUACAGCAUAGUUAACAGCUAGUUUAUGUAGCGCUGACUACAGUUUGUGGAGAGCAAGGAAAGAAAAGGAACUGUACCCAUGAAUGUUGAUAUUUUUAAUCUUAUGCUAGUUCAGAAAACAAUGUAUUUUAGAGUAUUUAUUACAGGGUGGGCCCGAUUGAAUUGUAUAUUUCUAAAACUAGUGAAUUUUUUUUUUCAGUUACUUUUAUUUUUAAAAUUUGUAUUUGCUGAUUUCAUAUAGCAAAAGGUAAUCCAAGUAAAAAUUACUUUUAAAAUUAAUAUCAAAUUAAUACAAAUCGAAAUUUUCUUAUAAGGCAAUUUACUAUUAACUGGAAAUGGUAGAUGGUAGACAUUACAUUAGCAAAUUAUGGGUAUUUGCAUGCACAAGGUGGCGCAAAAUUAAUCAUCAUUAAACAGUAUGGUUGUUGAAUAAGUUUUACUAAAUAAGCAAAAAAUCAUUUUGAGUGAUGAAAAUCUUUAUUUUGACCUUUAAGCGCUCCAUUGAUUGUCUGUUUGUAUACUGCAACUGUAUAGUUCACCAGUAUCAAAUAUCAUUGACGAGCGACGCCAUUUGCAAAAAUUAUAAAUCUAGCCAUAGUGUGAUGAAUUUUGCGCCACAUUGUUGUUGUAUAGCUGUAAUAGUUUGCACGCGCUAUGACGUUAAGUUAUUUUCCCUUAAUGUUAGACUCUGAGCUAAGAAAUUUUGUAUAAUAUGAUUUUAUUAGAACUAGCAAAAGCUUCCGAUAUUUAUGGAAUACCACUAAAUUAGAUAAGUAAAUUAUAUGGUUGCUUCGGCCUGCUCCGUUUUGACGUAUUCGCUCAACACAUUUUUCCGCGACGUUUUAGUAGGUUUGCAGAUCUGAAUGUACUCGUAUUGACAGACGGCGGCGUUAAUCCAAUUCGGAUCCAAUCGGAACAGUUAAUCCGAUUAAAAUUGUAGUAUGACAGACGAUUGUAACACGGAUUAGUGAACCGCUGAUUUGUUUUUUCGAUAGUUUGGUCAAAUACGCUGCCCUGAUACUAAAAAAUAAUUAUUUAUUAAAAAAAAAUCUUAAAUCACAAUUUUUCAAACUGCUUCAAAAUAUCAAAACAAUUAAUAUAAUUUCGAACGUGUUAGUGCAAAUAAGAUUACCAGAUGAAAUUUAUCUAUUCGUACACUUAAAAAGGAAAUUUGAAUAACGCGCAGUUUCGAGGCCUCCAAGUGUUAUCACUACGGCGGGCGGUGGAUAUCAUGAUUAACGAGCUUCGUUCGAAAAAUAUUAAGAUUACCUGUGUGUCUUAGUUAGCCAGCCUACUAGACUGCGAAAAAUGAGCUUUUAAUUUAUACGUAUGUAUAUGUAUAAUUGGCCCUAACACCCUUUGUUGGAUGUUUAGCCCCGCUCUUCAUCUGAUUUAAGGCGGCGUCUUGAUAUUGUUCCGCAAAUGUAGAGUCCCUCACUUUUAUACCACCCCCAGCUGCAGAUGGUUUUUUAUAUGAGAAGCUUUUUCAUGGCAAACCUUUAAUUAGGAAGAACUAUUCUAUCAUUUUGGCGUUUCAUGCCCACAGCAAGUUUCGAAUAGUCACCCACGAUCUAGUGUUGUAACAGCAUAAAAUAUCCUACAUAAAUUUGAGGUAAGGAAGCUGAAGAGUGUAAGAGUAAAGAGUGAGCAAU